Molecule: messenger RNA, 2145 nt
Organism: Punica granatum (pomegranate)
Lineage: Eukaryota; Viridiplantae; Streptophyta; Magnoliopsida; Myrtales; Lythraceae
Source: RefSeq, a predicted model, not a curated record
AUGAAUGAGCUCUUCACCGUUGGCAUUGCGAACAAUCAUCUUGGCGGUCAGCAGGUUGGUGGCCUCAACUUCCUCUGCACAUUGACAAACUCCACAAAGCUAGAGUCAUUACAAUUUAAAUUAAACAAUUUUGAAGGGAACAUACCCGAAUGCAUCUCUAACAUGUCGACAACUCUCAUGACUUUCUCGUCUGGCGAGAACAUGAUAUCCGGAGGCUUACCAGGUACCAUCGGCAAUCUCAUAAACUUAGAAUUGUUUUUUGUGGAAGGGAACAACAUUUCUGGUAACAUUCCUUCUGAAAUCGGCAAUCUUGCAAGGCUAAAGCAAUUGUAUCUAGGUAGGAAUGAAUUCUCUGAAGAAAUCCCACACACCAUGGGAAAUUUAUCGAAGUUGAUCCACCUGUCUUUGCGAAGCAAUAGUCUUCAAGGAGCAAUACCUUCAUCUCUAAGCAAGUGUCAGAGUUUACUACUUCUCGACCUUGCCGGUAACAAACUUAGUGGGGCCAUACCUCCUGAAAUUAUGGAAAUCUCAUCUUUGUCGAUAUACGCAGACUUCUCCAGCAAUAAUCUGACAGGCAAGCUUCCUAUGGAGGUUGGAAAUUUGAAAAAUCUAGGCGCAUUACUUCUGCAAGACACUAGAAUCUCUGGAGAAAUCCCAAGUAGUCUUGGAAGCUGUAUAAUGAUGGAGAAUCUUUACAUGCAGGACAACCUUUUUGAAGGUUUGAUCCCAUCCACUUUGAGUAACUUAAAAGGGAUUCAAGAACUGAACUUAUCAAACAAUAUGUUGUCUGGGAAAAUUUCGAAAUUCCUUGAGGGCCUAAAUCUGACGAGUUUAGGUCUCGCGCUCAAUGAAUUUGAGGGCGCAAUACCAAUAGGAGGAGUUUUCAGGAAUGUAAGUGCAACCUCUCUCAUCAGAAAUAAGGAUCUCUGCUGGGGCUUAGCUGAAUUUCGACUGCCCAAAUGCAACAUUGAAGAAUCGAGGAGGGUGGGGACAAUGAACUCCACAAGAAUUAUAAUUAUUUCCUCAGUUUCAGGCCUUAUAGGACUGCUUUUGAUUCUCGUGUUGCUGUAUAUUCUCUGGUGUAGAAGGCAAAGUAAAAGUACUGCGUCCAAGUUUUCAAGAGAUGGGCUUUUGCAGGUUUCUUACCAAAGCCUGUUGAGAGCAACUAAUGGUUUCUCUUCCACAAAUUUGAUAGGCUUGAGAGGUUUUGGAUCAGUGUUCCAAGGAAUUUUUUAUUGGAAUCAGACGGUUGUUGCCGUGAAGGUUCUAAACCUGAUGCGGUAUGGAGCAGCCAAGAGCUUCAUUUCAGAAUGCGAGGCCCUGAGAAACAUUAGGCACAGGAAUCUCGUGAAGGUAAUCACUGCAUGUUCAGGCACUGAUUCUCAGGGAAACGAUUUUAAGGCCCUAAUUUAUGAGUUCAUGGUGAAUGGAAUCUUAGAUGGAUGGUUACAUCUAGUAGUCGAGACGAUUGAGAUGGAGGAAGAAGCCCCAAGACAGUUGAAUCUUCUCCAGAGAUUGAACAUUGCUAUAGAUGUUGCUUCUGCUUUAGAUUAUCUCCAUAAUCAGUGCAAUGUGCCCAUAGUCCACUGCGAUCUAAAGCCAAGCAAUGUUCUACUAGAUGACGAAAUGACUGCGCAUGAAGGCGAUUUUGGAUUAGUCAGGUUCAUGCCAGAAGCAACAAAGGAGUCAGUUGUUGAUCCCAGUAGCUCAAUUAGUGUGAAAGGAUCUUUUGGCUAUAUUGCUCCUGAAUACGGAGCAGGAGGAGACGUAUCAACUCAUGGGGAUGUCUAUAGCUAUGGGAUUCUCGUACUGGAGAUGUUCACUGGGAAGAGGCGAACCGAUGAAAUGUUCACAGACGGAUUGAACCUUCAUUUGUUUGCUAAUGCAGCAUUACCCGAACAAAUUUCUCAGGUUAUUGAUUCCUUCUUGCUACAAGAGUGUCGAGGCAUGGAGAGCAGUUCGAACAACAUAAGAUCAAGGAGGCAUAGAAACAAAUUCCAAAAGAUUCAAGAAUGUCUGGUCUCAAUCAUCAGGCAGGGAGUUGUUUGCUCCUCCGAGUGCCCCCAAGACCGUAUGAACGUCGCUGAUGUCGCAGCUACACUCCGUGUGAUUCAAAAGGAGCUUCUUCAAGCUGUUAACCAAUGA